Messenger RNA from Choloepus didactylus (southern two-toed sloth), 5857 nucleotides. It is a transcript of the gene CACHD1, whose product is annotated as cache domain containing 1. The transcript has 27 exons. The record is from RefSeq and is a predicted model, not a curated record. NCBI's taxonomy places the organism in Eukaryota, Metazoa, Chordata, Mammalia, Pilosa, Megalonychidae. Gene Ontology annotation, cellular component: voltage-gated calcium channel complex. Gene Ontology annotation, molecular function: voltage-gated calcium channel activity. Bases 500 to 4372 code for a protein of 1290 amino acids.
CUCUCCCUCCACGCUCCGGUGACUGCCCCAGCCCGGUCGCCACUCCUCCUAACCGCCCGGCGCUCCAGCCCGCCCUCGCCGCCGCCAACGCCGCCUUGCUGUGCCGGGACCCGGGGGAAGCGAAAGCUCCGCGGCUCACAGCCGGACUGUUGGCCGCGCGGCCCGCGCAACUCAGGCUGCGGGUGCCGCCACCGCGUCUCUCGGAAACGCCCGCCGCGCCGCGGGGACCGUGCACACGUCCGGGGUCCCCAGGGCCGUUCCGCGACCGCUUCCUCUCCCGCCCGCCACCGGAGCUCGGCGACGGUGGCCGCCCGCGCUCCCGCCCUGUAGCCGGGCGCCCCCUAAGUUUAGGAGCCGCUGCGGCGGCGCGGCGAGGAGUCGGCAGAAGAGGAAGAAAGUUUUGCCGGGUGCGCCGAGCGGGCCCUGGGCGCACCUCCGGUUGCUCCUUCCCCGCUUCCCGGCUCCUGGAACUCGUCCGCGGGGAGUAGGGGCAGGCAGCAUGGCCCGCGAGCCGGAGGAAGAGGAGACAGCGGGGGCAGCCACCCUGGCCGGCAUCUGCCGGGGCUGGCCCUACCGAGCUGGGGCCGGGGCGCGGCGGCCGCCCCUCUGGCUGCUCUGCCUGAUGGUGUGCUGGUUCCUGGGCGCCGUGGCCGACGCCGACUUCUCCAUCCUGGACGAGGCGCAAGUGCUGGCGAGCCAGAUGCGGAGGCUGGCCGUCGAGGAGCUGGGGGUCGUUACUAUGCAGAGGAUAUUCAACUCCUUUGUGUACACUGAGAAAAUCUCAAAUGGAGAAAGUGAAGUACAGCAGCUAGCCAAAAAAAUCCGAGAGAAAUUCAACCGUUACUUGGAUGUGGUCAACCGGAACAAGCAAGUUGUGGAGGCAUCCUAUACCGCACACCUGACCUCGCCUCUGACGGCAAUUCAGGACUGCUGCACUAUCCCGCCGUCCAUGAUGGAAUUUGAUGGGAACUUUAACACUAAUGUUUCUAGAACAAUUAGUUGUGACCGACUUUCUACUACUGUUAAUAGCCGGGCCUUCAAUCCAGGAAGAGACUUAAAUUCAGUUCUUGCAGACAACUUGAAAUCCAACCCCGGAAUCAAAUGGCAGUAUUUCAGUUCAGAAGAAGGAAUUUUCACUGUCUUCCCAGCACACAAGUUCCGGUGUAAGGGCAGCUAUGAGCAUCGCAGUAGACCCAUCUACGUCUCCACAGUCCGGCCACAGUCGAAGCACAUAGUGGUGAUCCUGGACCACGGGGCUUCCGUCACAGACACCCAGCUCCAGAUCGCCAAGGACGCUGCCCAGGUCAUCCUCAGCGCCAUCGAUGAACACGAUAAGAUUUCUGUACUGACUGUGGCAGACACCGUCAGGACUUGCUCCCUGGACCAGUGCUAUAAGACGUUCCUGUCUCCAGCUACCAGUGAGACAAAAAGGAAAAUGUCCACCUUCGUUAGCAACAUCAAGUCUUCAGACAGUCCUACCCAGCACGCCGUGGGAUUUCAAAAAGCAUUUCAACUGAUUCGAAACACAAACAAUAACACAAAGUCCCAAGCCAAUACAGACAUGGUUAUAAUUUACCUGUCAGCUGGCAUUACAUCAAAGGAUUCUUCUGAAGAAGAUAAAAAAGCUACUCUCCGCAUCAUCAAUGAAGAAAAUACCUUUCUAAACAACUCCGUAAUGAUUCUCACCUAUGCCCUCAUGAACGAUGGGGUGACUGGUUUGAAAGAGCUGGCCUUUCUGAGAGAUCUGGCCGAACAGAACUCUGGGAAGUAUGGUGUGUUGGAUCGGACAGCCCUGCCUGUGAUUAAGGGCAGCAUGAUGGUGCUGAACCAGCUGAGCAACCUGGAGACCACUGUCGGAAGGUUCUAUACAAACCUUCCCAACCGAAUGAUUGAUGAAGCUGUCUUCAGCCUCCCCUUCUCUGAUGAGAUGGGAGACGGUUUGAUAAUGACAGUGAGUAAACCUUGUUAUUUUGGAAACCUACUUCUGGGAAUUGUAGGGGUGGAUGUGAACCUGGCUUACAUCCUUGAAGACGUGACAUAUUACCAAGACUCUUUGGCUUCCUAUACUUUUCUCAUAGAUGACAAAGGGUAUACACUUAUGCACCCAUCUCUUACCAGGCCAUAUUUACUAUCAGAACCCCCCCUUCAUACUGACAUCAUACAUUAUGAAAAUAUCCCAAAAUUUGAGUUGGUUCGGCAAAAUAUCCUAAGCCUCCCUCUGGGCAGCCAGAUUAUUGCGGUCCCUGUGAACUCAUCCCUGUCUUGGCACAUAAACAAGCUGAGAGAAACCAGAAGGGAAGCCUACAAUGUUAGCUAUGCCUGGAAGAUGGUACAAGACACUUCCUUUAUUCUGUGCAUUGUGGUGAUACAACCAGAAAUACCAGUCAAACAACUGAAGAACCUCAACACUGUUCCCAGCAGCAAACUGUUGUACCACCGUCUGGAUCUCCUGGGCCAACCCAGUGCUUGCCUCCACUUCAAACAGCUGGCAACUCUCGAAAGUCCAACCGUCAUGCUGUCGGCUGGCAGUUUUUCCUCCCCCUACGAACACCUCAGCCAGCCAGAGACAAAGCGCAUGGUGGAGCACUACACAGCUUAUCUCAGUGACAAUACCCGCCUCAUAGCUAACCCAGGGCUCAAAUUCUCUGUCAGAAAUGAAGUAAUGGCUACCAGCCACGUCACAGAUGAAUGGAUGACACAAAUGGAAAUGAGUAGCCUGAAUACUUACAUUGUCCGCCGUUACAUAGCAACACCCAAUGGCGUCCUCAGAAUUUAUCCUGGUUCCCUCAUGGACAAAGCAUUUGAUCCCACUAGGAGACAAUGGUAUCUGCAUGCAGUAGCUAAUCCAGGAUUGAUUUCUUUGACUGGCCCUUACUUAGAUGUUGGAGGAGCUGGCUAUGUCGUAACCAUCAGUCAUACAAUUCAUUCAUCCAGCACACAGCUGUCUUCCGGGCACACCGUGGCUGUGAUGGGCAUUGACUUCACUCUUAGAUACUUCUACAAGGUUCUGAUGGACUUGUUACCCGUUUGUAACCAAGAUGGUGGCAACAAAAUAAGGUGCUUCAUAAUGGAGGACAGGGGUUAUCUGGUGGCACAUCCAACCCUCAUUGACCCCAAAGGACAUGCACCUGUGGAACAGCAGCACAUCACCCACAAGGAACCCCUGGUAGCAAAUGACAUCCUGAACCACCCCAACUUUGUAAAGAAAAAUCUGUGCAACAGCUUCAGUGACAGAACAGUUCAGAGGUUUUAUAAAUUCAACACUAGCCUUGUGGGGGAUUUGACAAACCUCGUGCAUGGCAGCCACUGUUCUAAAUACAGACUGACGAGGAUCCCAGGAACCAAUGCGUUUGUCGGCAUUGUCAAUGAAACAUGUGACUCUCUUGCCUUCUGUGCUUGUAGCAUGGUGGAUCGGCUCUGUCUCAACUGUCACCGAAUGGAACAAAAUGAAUGUGAAUGUCCUUGUGAAUGCCCUCUAGAGGUCAAUGAAUGCACUGGCAACCUCACCAAUGCGGAGAACCGAAACCCAAGCUGCGAGGUCCACCAGGAGCCAAUGACGUACACCGCUAUUGACCCUGGCCUGCAAGAGGCCCUUCACCAGUGUGUCAACAGCAGGUGCAAUCAGAGGAUGGAAAGUGGGGACUGUUUUGGUGUGCUGGAUUGUGAGUGGUGCAUGGUGGACAGCGAUGGAAAGACUCACCUGGACAAAUCCUAUUGUGCACCCCAGAAGGAAUGUUUCGGGGGGAUUGUGGGAGCCAAAAGUCCCUACGUUGAUGAUCUGGGAGCAAUAGGUGAUGAGGUUAUCACACUGAACAUGAUUAAAAGUGCCCCCGUGGGUCCUGUGGCUGGAGGUAUUAUGGGAUGCAUCAUGGUGCUGGUCCUUGCUGUGUAUGCCUAUCGCCAUCAAAUUCACCGCCGGAGUCAUCAGCAUAUGUCUCCACUUGCUGCCCAAGAAAUGUCAGUGCGUAUGUCCAACUUGGAGAAUGACAGAGAUGAAAGAGACGACGAUAGUCACGAAGACAGAGGCAUCAUCAGCAACACUCGGUUUAUAGCCGCGGUCAUCGAGCGACAUGCACACAGUCCAGAAAGGAGGCGUCGCUACUGGGGUCGAUCAGGAACAGAAAGCGAUCAUGGCUAUAGCACCAUGAGCCCACAGGAAGAUAGCGAAAACCCUCCAUGCAACAACGACCCCUUGUCAGCAGGGGUUGAUGUGGGAAACCAUGAUGAGGACUUAGACCUGGAUGCCCCGCCUCAGACUGCUGCCCUACUAAGUCACAAGUUUCACCACUACCGGUUACAUCACCCCACCCUGCAUCACAGCCACCACUUACAGGCGGCCGUGACAGUACACACUGUCGAUGCAGAAUGCUAACGACCUCCUAACCUCCAUGAGAAGGCAUGCUCUGGGAAAUUGAGAAUAUUCAAGAGAAAAAAAAGCCGCCAUAAAACCCACAGCAAGAGACCCCUUGUGUGUGUGCUUUGUCCGGUGGUUUAACUCAUUUUCUGCCUGUUAACAUGUUGAAAAACAAGAGAACACCAACAAAAUCACAUUUGUGAAAAUGGUUCUGAAAUGGAGGGGAAACAAGCCUGAUUUAUGAACCUGCCAUAGCACUAAUGGAAUGGAAAAGAAGGCAAGCCUCCAAACAGAGAGACGAAACCUUUAGAUGAAACGUCGGGGACCUUCGUUAACUGAGCCAGAGGAAUGUUCAGAGGAGCCAGAAAUGUUCGGCUCUCCUUAACUGGAAGAGGGAAAAAUCUGGGCAACCGGAGACUGGGAAUGUGGCACACUCAUAUAAAAGUGUGCUUUGAAGAUUUCACUUUGUUUCUUAGCGGUACCUAGAUACCACAAUUGCUGUAUGGAACUCAUGUUAGAUUCUAAAUGAUGCAUCUCAAAUUUCUAAGUAAAGGAUUAUUUUUCUACUAUUUAUUGAACAUUCAAACACUCUCAAACUUUGGGGGAAAGAAAAAACACAUGAAUUUUCAGCAGUUAUCCCUAGCUGUUUUGUGUGUGAUGAAGUGGUUCUUGAAUUAAGGAAUUCUGUUUCUUAUUUAACUGAUAUAAUCCCACUGCCCCACUCCACAAAAUGGGAAAAUGAAGAAAUCUUUCUCUCUGGCUUGUUUACAUACAUUUUCUUUAGAACAUCAUUUCAUGGAAACACAUCUUUAUUUGCAAUGCUGUAUUCUUUGUGUUUGACAGAGGUGAGGAGGGGCAGAGGCGUGCUGGAAGUUUUUAAAGAAUUUUGUUUCUUUAUAACUCAUUUCCACUCCCCAUAUAAGGCUUUUCUUAGGUUUCUGCGAAAUCUACAAUCCCAGCCUUUCAGCUGAGGGAGGGUUGAAUUUAUUCUCCUUGUUUUAGAAACUUUAUAAACUAAAAAUAUAUCCCAUUUUGAUUCUGAGGAUAUUGAACACAUAAGGGAAAAAGCUUUUAAAGUUGUGAAAUUUUGUUUCUUAAAGAUUUCUUUUGGAAAUCAUAAUUGAAAGCUGCUGCCAGUUGUCCAAGGAGUUAUCCACCAAAUUCCUUUGAUUUAUGCAGAGAUCAAGCAAAUCUGGCUAAUAUAACACGGGGCAUUGUAAUUUUACAGUAGUGUUCUAAUUACAGUGAUGUAUUUUAGAUUCACAUUUGUGAUUCCAAUAUGUUAUGAAGACAUUCUUGCACCAUGUGUGUGGCAAAUGUCCAUUUAUAUGUAGUUGGAAAAAAUUCUCUGAAUAAUGUUUUAAGGAUAGGGUAUUACAAUAAAAUGUAAAAAAAUUGGUUCUUCAGCAGUACAGAAAGUAAACUAUAUGUGUGCUAUCAGGAAACCCCUUCAUACUGUGUAUAAAAUUGCAGUCUAGUGAAAUAAACUGUAUGCAAUGGACA